Molecule: messenger RNA, 1605 nt
Organism: Gossypium raimondii (Peruvian cotton)
Lineage: Eukaryota; Viridiplantae; Streptophyta; Magnoliopsida; Malvales; Malvaceae
Product: UPF0496 protein At1g20180
Exons: 2
Coding region: 163-1299 (378 amino acids)
Source: RefSeq, a predicted model, not a curated record
CCUAUGUUUAAACUGCAACCUUAGCUUCUGUGUUCUUUUUCUUCUUUACUUUUUGCUCCCUUCAAGCCAUCAAACUCUGUAUAUCGGCUAAAGCAACCAAUCAUAACCUAAUGCAUUGAAAGCACUGUUUUGGCGAGAAAGUUUUACGUUGAAAGCCGCUUGAUGUUCCAGAACAUGUCCCGAGGGACAAAUAUGAUUCAGACGAAGCUGAAAUCAGGCAGAUCAAAGACGGAGCGUGGCGGUGGAAGUUACUUGGAAGAGAAGGCAAACGUCAAUGAAGAGUACAAGGAAGUUUUUAGAACAAAGUCUUAUCUAGAAACGUGGACAAAAGUUCACGGCCAGUUGGAAAAUACUAGCUUUGAUAGACUUUCUCCAUCAUCUUCGAUCCCUAAUCACCGUAUAAAUCUUUCCGAGUACCUUCUUCAACCAAAGCAAGAAACGUUAGACAAGAUCGAGAGCUUGAAUUUUCAUCACCUUAUUCUAGACUAUUUCGAAGCUGGUUUAGAAGGUAGUAAUUUAUGUGAAUCACUCCUACGAAGCAUCCAUCAGGCCCGUGUUUAUUAUCGGAAAAUUAGAAGGGUGAUAAAGAUAAGCAAGCGGAUUGAUCAAGACUUUUCAGAUGACAAAUGCAGCGUAAUAUUCAAGGAGCUGGCGGGUUUUGCCUUGCUUAAAAAUCCAUUUUCGAUCAUUAGUCCAGUGCAGCUCCGGGAUUUUCAUGAAAGUAACCUGGAUUUGUUCCACAAGUUAACAUCCAGACGCGAAAAGCUAAAACGGCAAGCAAAAUUCAAGAGAAUCUCCAAACAGAUUGGCAGCAUUUGUCUAGUGAUUUCUCACACUGCUUUUAUAAUUGCUUUGCUGGUACUUGCAUUCCACGGCAUGAUUGGGAUUAUAGCAGCACCAGGGCUUGCAGCCUGCUUCUUUGGCAUGAGGUUGAAGAAGAAGAAGAAGAAAAGCAGGUCACAAUCUAAUUAUCAGCAAGGGCUUGAAAGACUCUGUGCGCAGCUUGAUAUCUCGGCGAAAGGGGUUUACAUUUUGAUCAACGAUUUCGAUACCAUAAGUAGACUGGUAUGGAGACUACACGAUGAGAUAGAACACCGUAAAGCUAUAGCUGAUAUGUGCAUUAGAAAUGGGAAAAUCGAGGUAGUGAAGGAGGUGGUAAGAGAAUUAUGUAUGCACGAUUCAAGCUUCUUGGAGCAGCUGAAAGAGCUAGAGGAACAUACUAAAUUAUGUUUUCACACAAUUAACAGAUCGAGAAAGCUGGUUAUACAAGAAAUAGUUGAUGCGCAGCCAUUGUAUUAGAGAGCAAUAUGAGAAAUCUCUUCUUUUUUUCUUUUUUUUUUUGUCUUUGCUUGUAGAGCUUAGUGUCACUUCGAUGGUUCCUGGGUUAAAGAAAUGCUGAAAUUGUUUGUCUUUUGUAAAUAUGCAGGAGCCUGUCCCCAAUUAUGCCUAUGGCUAUAUGCUUUUGUGAGAAUAACAUCAUAUGCAUGUCAUGGAGAUGUUCGUAAAACCAUUUUAGUUGUCUUUGAAUUAUUCAGAUGAAGAAAUAAAAAAAAGAAAGUGGUGAUCUGAUCUCUUUUGGAAAUAUACAGCCGUUUUUGUUUUGUA